GCUCGGGGCGAGGGGCGGCGCGGCCAUGGCAGCUCCGGAGCCUCUGUCCCCGGCGGGCGGCGCCGGCGAGGAGGCGCCGGAGGAGGAGGAGGACGAGGCGGAGGCCGAGGACCCCGAGCGCCCGGCUGGUGCGGGCGGCGCGCGCAGCGGAGGCAGCAGCGGUGUGGGCGGCGGCGGCGGCGGCGGCUGCGGAGGAGGAGGAGGCGGCUGCGGGAUUGGGGCCGGGGCGGGGGGCUGCGGCGGGCCGGGGGGCGCGCUCACUAGGCGCGCGGUCACGCUGAGGGUGCUCCUCAAAGAUGCGCUGCUGGAGCCGGGCGCCGGGGUGCUGUCCAUCUACUACCUGGGGAAGAAGUUCCUGGGAGACCUGCAGCCCGACGGGAGGAUUGUGUGGCAGGAAACUGGGCAGGUGUUCAACUCUCCCAGUGCCUGGGCAACCCACUGCAAAAAGCUGGUGAACCCGGCCAAGAAGUCCGGGUGUGGCUGGGCUUCUGUCAAGUACAAGGGCCAGAAACUGGACAAGUACAAGGCAGCCUGGCUCCGGCGACACCAGCUCCACAUUCCCACGGCUGCUGCCGAUGAGAGCCCGGCCAGUGAAGGGGAGGAGGAGGAGCUGUUGAUGGAGGAAGAAGAGGAGGAGGUUCUGGGGGGCGUCUCGACGGAGGACAAGAGUCGGAGACCCCCUGCGAAGGGGCCCUUGGAGCCUCCCCACCCAGAGGCCGUGCCCCCGGGGAAGCGGGUGGAAAACAAGAUCCGGGUGCCCGUGCGCUACUGUAUGUUGGGCAGUCGCGACUCUGCCAGGAACCCCCACACCCUGGUGGAAGUCACAUCCUUUGCUGCCAUCAACAAGUUCCAGCCGUUCAAUGUGGCCGUCUCCAGCAAUGUGCUGUUCCUGCUGGACUUCCACAGCCACCUGACUCGCAGCGAGGUCGUGGGGUACCUGGGGGGCCGCUGGGACAUCAACAGCCAGAUGCUCUCGGUGCUGAGAGCCUUCCCCUGUCGGAGCCGCCUGGGGGACGCGGAUAUGGCCGCCGCCAUGGAAGAGGAGAUCUACCAGAGCCUGCUCCUGCGGGGCCUGUCCCUGGUGGGCUGGUACCACAGCCACCCGCACAGCCCUGCGCUGCCGUCGCUGCAGGACAUAGACUCGCAGAUGGACUACCAGCUGCGCCUGCAGGGCUCCAGCAACGGCUUCCAGCCCUGCCUCGCCCUGCUCUGCUCCCCUUACUACUCUGGCAAUCCCGGCCCUGAGUCUAAGAUCUCGCCGUUCUGGGUGAUGCCGCCCCCUGAGCAAAGGCCCAGUGACUACGGCAUCCCCAUGGAUGUAGAGAUGGCCUACGUCCAGGACAACUUUCUGACUAAUGACAUCUUGCAUGAGAUGAUGCUGCUGGUGGAGUUCUACAAGGGUGCCCCGGACCUCGUGAGGUUCCAGGAACCCUGGAGCCAGGAGCACACGUACCUGGACAAGCUGAAGAUGUCCCUGGCCAGCAGGACACCCAAGGACCAGGGCCUGUGCCAUGUACUGGAGCAGGUCUACAGCCUUCUUAAACAAGGGAGCUGAGGCACCGCCUCCGAGGUCGUCCUCCGAACCCCCAGUGGUUCCGGCUGAGGGGGAAUGGGUCAGGGGGCUUUGUUGUGGUGCAGCAAUAAAGGGGAGAAGCAAAGAG
This is a messenger RNA of Lontra canadensis (Northern American river otter), 1661 nucleotides long. It is a transcript of the gene MPND, whose product is annotated as MPN domain containing. The transcript has 13 exons. NCBI's taxonomy places the organism in Eukaryota, Metazoa, Chordata, Mammalia, Carnivora, Mustelidae. Gene Ontology annotation, molecular function: metallopeptidase activity; polyubiquitin modification-dependent protein binding. Gene Ontology annotation, cellular component: BRCA1-A complex; BRISC complex. The record is from RefSeq and is a predicted model, not a curated record. Gene Ontology annotation, biological process: double-strand break repair. Bases 26 to 1555 code for a protein of 509 amino acids.